Messenger RNA from Cladophialophora psammophila CBS 110553, 2154 nucleotides. RefSeq lists its product as uncharacterized. The record is from RefSeq and is a predicted model, not a curated record. Gene Ontology annotation, cellular component: membrane. Gene Ontology annotation, biological process: potassium ion transmembrane transport; stabilization of membrane potential. Gene Ontology annotation, molecular function: potassium ion leak channel activity. NCBI's taxonomy places the organism in Eukaryota, Fungi, Ascomycota, Eurotiomycetes, Chaetothyriales, Herpotrichiellaceae. The coding region runs from base 1 to 2154 and encodes 717 amino acids. The transcript has 5 exons.
AUGAACGACCCCGGGCUUGACGAACCCAUAGCCGAUGCCUCUGCCAUCCUCAAGGAAAAUUCCCCGGAAGAGAUGUACGACAAAAUGUCUGAAGAGGAGCAAGAGCGGAACUUUCUUAUGCCAGCGAGAUGGUGGUACGCCUCCACGGGUAUUCCCCUUGUGGCGGGCACGUUUGGGCCUAUGGCGAAUGCGUUCAGUAUUUGUGCGCUGGUGGAGAAUUGGCGGGUUGAGAUUCCUCCGGGAGGGACAGAGGAGCAUGGGAUUGACAUCAAAGACCCUGAUUGGCUUAUCGCUGUCAACGCCGUCUCCCUGGCCUUUGCCCUGAUCGCCAAUGUGUCUCUCCUCCUCAACAUGGCGCGCCGUGUUCCCUUUCAAAUCGCCCAACCUAUUACAAUACUCGGCUUUUGGAUCGCCUCAGUGCUCCUGAUCGGCCUGAUCGCUAACGCCUCUUUCAACUUUGACGCUCCUGGUGUCAAAAACCAGGCCCUCUCGCAGGCAUAUUACUAUGCCAUCUUCGCUGCGGGACUGUAUCAGGUUAUUUCGUACUUGAUGUGUUUUACGGUGUAUGGGGCGUACAAAGGGCAUUACAGUAAAGAGUUCAAACUUACCGUGGCGCAAAGAACGUUGAUGUUGCAGACAAUUUUGUUCUUGGUGUAUCAACUAUUGGGGGCGCUGGUGUAUUCACACAUUGAGGGAUGGAAAUUUUUGGAUGCGGUAUAUUGGGCUGAAUUUACUUCUCUGACGAUUGGGAUUGGGGAUGAUUAUACGCCUAAGACUCAUUUAGGCAGAGGACUGUUAUUUCCCUUUGCGAUGGGCGGCAUUAUCAUCCUGGGUUUGGUGGUCGGAUCGAUUCGGUCAUUGAUUCUUGAGAGAGGGAAAAAGAAGAUGGCAGCACGGUUAACGGAGAAGACGCGACUGCGAUUGAUCAAAGAGAUUGAGAAGAUUAGUACGAAGAAGGGCCUCUUGAGACGCAAGGGUGCGCUGGGUCUCGAAAAAAACACCACGAAAGCGUUGACUGUGGACCCAGGGGAUGGCGAAAUAUCCGAGCUGGAGAGGAGACAAGCCGAGUUCGAGGCGAUGCGAAAAGUCCAGGAGUGGGCUGCUACUGAGCGCAAGUACAUGAGCCUGCUUGUAUCGACGUUUGCGUUUGCUUCCUUGUGGACCAUUGGGGCAUUGGUAUUUGAACACGCAGAAAAGAACCAGGACUGGACGUAUUUCGGUUCACUCUACUUUUCGUACACCACGCUUUUGACCAUCGGCUAUGGGGAUUUCCAACCGAUGAGUAACAGUGGCAAGCCUUUUUUUGUCUUCUGGACUCUGCUAGCCGUCCCUACCUUGACAAUUCUCAUCUCUGACAUGGGAGAUACCGUGGUCAAAGCCGUCAAAGACGUCACUAUCUGGCUGGGGGAGAUCACUGUGCUUCCCAGCAGUGAGGAUACCAUAUCAAAUCGGCUCAAGCACGGCGUCUACAAGGCCACUCUUGGACAGCUGGAUCCUCGAAACCCCGGGUCUCGAGAUGUGGAAAGGGGAUCGGACACCGGGAGUGAAUCCGGGUACCAGGAGCUGCAUCCCGGCCUUGCACGGCUGUUCCGCAAUAGUCGCCAGAAGCAAAAUGCAGGUGAAAACGACAAGAAGACCAAAGAUCGUCUGGCUGCCGACUUUGAGGAGGAGGAGAAACGCGACGAGUCUGAUGCUAGGGACAAGGGGGACCGGUGGCAAGAAGAUGCCCACCACUAUCGCCAUGUGCUGCUCUCUCAGAUUCGAAAGGUGUAUGCGGACGCUUCAGCAGCAACGCCCAAGAAGUACAGCUAUGAGGAGUGGCAAGACUUUUUCAAGUUGCUGGGUGAGGAUGAAGCAGAUGCAUCAUACCACCGACGAGCUCCCGCCCACGGUGGCAAGGGAAAUGAAGCUCGAGAGGCUGAGAAAGACCACCAGGCAGACAAAGAUACCCAGGUUGCCAAAUGGAGUUGGAUCGACCCACAGAGUCCAUUAAUGGGUGACAAGGAAGAAGCUGAGUGGUUGCUGGAACGACUCUUCCAGCGGCUGGAAGAAAGUCUGCAUUCCGACACAAAGCAGACGGAGAAUGCGAAGCAUUACACCAGCGACCUCAGACGGCAGAAACGGCGAGAGGAAGACGGCGCAGUCAGUGAGUGA